Molecule: messenger RNA, 1914 nt
Organism: Bombus terrestris (buff-tailed bumblebee)
Lineage: Eukaryota; Metazoa; Arthropoda; Insecta; Hymenoptera; Apidae
Exons: 4
Coding region: 207-1025 (272 amino acids)
Source: RefSeq, a predicted model, not a curated record
GUGCUUUUCUACUGGUAACAAACUUCUUCACGCCAAAUCUUUCAUCUCAACAUACGUGAAUGUAAACACUUAAUACAUACUGCUAAAUUUUCUAAACGUUAUUUAUAUUGAAAUAAAAUGUGUUGUAUAGUGAAUUUCUCUAGAUUCUCUUUUAAAUUAUAUAUUCUUUUUAAUUAUAAAAUAUAAAAAUAGCAAAUAUAGAUCUAAUGAAUUGGACGGAUUUACCAAAAGAAAUCAACGAAGAUUUUGUUUCAUACAAAGGAGAUUAUGAUUUUCCCCAAUAUCUAUCUGAUGAAAAAGAGUGGGUCAAUUUCAAACAUAAAAAUUUUGAAGAUAAUAUAGAAAUUUUUGAACCCUUCUUAAUAAUGGAAUUGUAUAGAUUUAUACCUUAUUUUGAGGGUAAACAUGUCAAAUUUCAUCCUCUUAAUAUGCCUUAUAUUAAAAUAAGAAAAAUAGAAAUAGUCGGAUUUGUGAUAGAUGUUACUGAAGAUCCUAAAUAUUAUGAAUAUCAUGUUGAUGAUGGAACAGGAAAUAUUAUUAUUUAUUAUGAGAAAGAAGAUUUCAAAAGAGCUGCACUGCGAAGAAAGAAAAUUGACACUAAAUAUAAUAAAUGUGCAAAGAAUAUAGAUAUUAAAUCGUUAAAAACUCAAAAAUGCCCAAAACAUUUACCAAAUCCCCGUCCAAAAUUUAUAUAUUCUCCUGAAACAAGUAUAUCUGAUAUAGCUAUUUUUGAACAUAAUUGGUCACUGGAGACAAAUAAUGGGACAUUGGGUAGAAAACUAAAACGUUGUGCUCAUGUACACGCAGUAGGUUACUGUACAUUUGAUUUUAUGUAUACAAAGAAAUCAAGUGAAGAAAUUACAUGUGAAGAUUUAUUCAAUGCCAAACUAUAUUUUCUCGCAAACAGAAUUACUUGCAUAAGUGAACACAAAUAUAAUAAAAUAUUGCUUUUGUGGAUAAAUACAGUUGUUAGAAGACGAUAUGAUGAAAAUUUAAAUGAAGCAGCAUCUUCUUCCAAAACAUAGAAAUAAAAGUAGAUUCUACUAUAUUUUACAGAUAUAAAAUGUGACAAUUCUAUACAAUUGUUAAAUGAUGGAAUAAAACAAUUAUAAUGGUACUAGAUAUAUUACUGAAAAAGCAUUUAUUUAGAACAUUUUGGAUGCAUUAUUCAUAUGUUAAAUAUCAUAUAUCGAAUUAGAAAUUUUUUAUUGUUAAUUAAAUGGAAAAUUCACACACAAUGGAAGGUUACACGGCAAUGUCUUUUUUCAAUAAAUGCACAUUUGGUUGUUUCAGACUGUGAUAUAUUUACAUAUAAAUGGAAAUUUUAGGUAACAGAAUUAUCUAUUUCACUUAUAUUAGCUCUAGCUGUCACACUGGCUGUUACUAUUUCAUUAACCAAUUCGUUGUCGUUGUUUGUGACUAAUUCUGUUUUACUUGACAUCAUUACUAGCUUAUGGUACUGACAUCCAGUUAAGGGUAAAUGUGGUGCUAUUUCGCUUGGCUCUACAAAAAGUGAUGGUGGAACCUAGAAAAAAUUAAUUUGUGGUUUAUUUUAAUUAUUAUUUUGUUUACGUUGUAGAGCAGGAACUUCAUAGAAACUCGGGAGUUUGGUUAUCAAUAAAAUAUCAAUAAACAGUAUGUGUAAAAAAGCACAGUCUAUAUCUUAAAAGAAACACAGUAUAUUUUAAAAGGACAAGCAAAAAAUAAAUUUAAUAUGUAUGUAAUAUUUUAUUGAAACUUUUAUUAACAAAAAAAUGAAAAUAAAAAUGUUUUGUCAUUGCAUUAAUAUCUCUCUGAUACAGAGGCAAUAUAAAUUUUGACACUGACAUGUCAUAUUAUUGGUAUGGAUAAAACAUGAGCUGUCAUAGUUUUGUUCUAGAGUAUUGUUUGUAUUAAAACGAUAUUAAACAAUUA